Plutella xylostella (diamondback moth) is the source of this 12085-nucleotide messenger RNA. NCBI's taxonomy places the organism in Eukaryota, Metazoa, Arthropoda, Insecta, Lepidoptera, Plutellidae. The record is from RefSeq and is a predicted model, not a curated record.
CUGAAACGUCAUGUAAAUGUUCUAAGUUUUAUCAUUCAUUUCAUUACAAACUACAAAAUAGCCAAAAUUUUGUGUAUUACACGAGUAAAUAAUGUAAAAUUAUUAAUUGUAACGCAAUGAGUAAAGCUUUAAAAGUUUCUUCAUUUGAGUUCCUAUUCACUGCCAAAACGUAUGUGAAGACCAAUCUCCGAAUACAGGAAUGUAGAACAUCUAUUAGGAGAUAGAUAAAAAAAGGAUAAAAACAUGUCAAUGUUUAAAAUAGAAUCUUAUGUUACACCUAUUCUUCUAAGCUAUGUUGAUAAAUAUGUCAAGGAUUUCAAGCCAGCUGAUGCGCAAGUAUCCCUGUGGGGGGGAGGAGUGGUCCUGCACAACCUGGUGCUCAAGGCCGACGUGCUGCAACAGGAAGUGUCUUUGCCGUUCACCCUCGUCUCCGGACGGAUUCACGAGCUGCUCAUACAAGUGCCAUGGACCAAGAUCAUGUCCGAGCCAAUCAUUGUUACCAUUGAUACUAUAGAGUGUGUCUUGAAUUUAAAACCACCCAAUCCACCAGCUGAAGAUGAAGAGCCAACAAGGGAGAACUCAAACCGGCAGGUGGUGGAGGCGCCGCCGGGCUACAUGCAGGCGCUGGUGCGGCGCGUGGUCAGCAACGUGGUGCUCAGGCUCGACCACCUCAUCGUCAAGUAUGUGGAAGACGACAUCGUGCUGUCGCUCAACGUCAAGCAUCUGCAGAUCAACUGUGCCGACGGGAAGUGGCAGCCCGCGUUUGUUGACAUAGACCCGGCGCUGCCGGUGAUGCGCCGCCUCAUCGAGGUGGAAGACCUGACGCUGUGUCUGGACCAGACCGACGCGGACGGCAAGAUCCGCUUCUUCCAGGAGCCGCUGCUGUACCGCUGCCAGCUGUCCUUCCGCGUGCUAACCCGGCUGCAAUCCGCCGCCACCCGGCGCACGGCGGGGCUGGCGGUGCACGUGCACUCGUCGCGGCUGGCGUGGAGCGUGACGCGGCCUCAGCUGGCGCUGCUGCUGCGCGUGGCUCGGACUGAGAGAGUGGGGGCUCGCGCGGAGCCCGCUGUCAGCCAGGUGCCCUCGCCCGCGCCAACAUCAUCGGAGCGCGAGGCGGCCACCCAGUCGUGGUCCACGUGGGCGUGGUCCCGCCUCGAGUGGUCCGAGCGCGAGGACCAGUUGGACCAGGCGCCGCCGGCCGCCGUGCCGCACCGCCUGACUGUUACUCUGGACCAUGUCGCUGUGGUAUUCAAGGUGAUGGAAACGGACGCGUCAACGGGCAAGAAGCGCGCGCGGCCGUUACUGGAGCUGGAGGCGCGGCGCGUGGCGCUGCUGGCGCGGCAGCGCGCGCCGCUGGGCUGCUCGCUGCGCGCCGCCGUGCGCUCGCUCACGCUGGCGCCUGCUGCUGGAUCAGGCAGUCAAACAGUCUACCUUGAGAAGGCGGACGCGGCGGCUGAAGACACCUUUCAGUGGCCUCCAGAGAUGUACGACAUGACCAUAGAGCCACAGGAAGAAGAAGAAGUACUUAAGGCGGUGGAGAGUGUGAUACGGGAAGAGUCAGCCAUCCCCACCCCUACGCCGGGCACCCCCGAGCCCCGCGCCGCGCCCCGCCCGCCCUCGCCCUGGGACCUCAUGGAUCCAGUGGUGCAGUUCACGUAUACACACGACCGCACGCCGCCGGUUGACGCGCCGUUGGAUGCGGCCGUGGAAAUGCCCACGGACUUUGAGUACAGCGACUGGGCGGAGGCGGUGGCGACGCGCGUGGUGGUGGCGCCGCUGCGGCUGCAGGUGUGCUCGGGGCUGCUGCAGCGCGCCGCCGCCGUCGCCGGCGUGAUGGACGAGCUGCCCGCGAAGCCCGCCGCAGAACCACCCAAGCGCACGCUCACAAUCGAAGAGAUCGAGGCGCUAAACGAGAACCUGCCGCAACGCCGCACGGACAUCCAUCUCCGAGGGGUGUCGGUGAGAGUGUUGCCGUGGGACGCCGGGGAGGCGCCACUGGCGUUGGAGUGUCGCCUGCCUGCUGCCCGCGUGGUGAUCACUGGCCCGUUGUAUCCGCACAGAGUAUGCGCAGCCGCCUGCCAGAUCCCCGACGAGGAGGGGCCGCUGUGGCGCGCGGCGCGCCUGCGCCUAUCCGCCUCCGUGACCGACGCACGAGCCCUACUCGCGCCGCCGACGGGCCAGCCGCGGCCCGUGGCCCGCGCCAGCUUCACUGUGCAGUAUCACAGGCUGUUGAAUGAAGAGUACUUUGCUGAUAGAAGUGUGGUGGAGAAGAGUUAUUCUGUGAAGAUCAAGGAGCUGAACAUAUCUGGGUCCCUCUCCCGCAUGACGGCGGCGUGCCAGGUGCCGCUGUCGCUGCUGCGGCGGCGCGCCUCGAGUCUGCUGCAGGCCACCACGCUGCCCACCCUGGCUGUACAGGACGAAGAGUCAGUGGCAGUAGACGUGACGGCUGAAGAGCUGGAGGUCCAGGCGCACGUGACGCGGCGCACGCGCACAGUCACCGCGCAUCUGCAGUCGCUCAAGGCCACCGCCUUCCAUAAAGAACAACGAUCAGAGGAGCUGCGUCAGGCGUGGCUGUUCUCUGGACCGGACACGCAAGCCGGGGUGCCGUAUGUUCGUUUCGCCAUGCAGUGGUCGGAAAACAUGGCAGAUACAUUGGACUACUUCGGCAUCUGGACGGAACCCACGGCCGUAUCCUUGGACCCCCUCCUACUGGGGUGGCUGUCCGAUAGACCGACACUACGAACUGCAACGGAGUGGCAACCCCAGCUGUCCAACAAGACGAUAUCAUCCGUGCAAUACUUCCAGCGCCGCCUUGGUGGUUGUUUCCAGUCGUCCAGCGGUCGUGUUAGCACUGCGGCUGAGCUGGUCCACGCGGCGCGCCCGCGCAGCCGCUCUUCCAGCUCGCAGAAGGAGUAUAGACCUUCUUCCACGGCUACUCAAGGAUCAAAGCCGGAGCCAUCGCUCGACGGGGCCGUACUCAUAGACCUUCACAGUACACUGCGGCGCGCGUUGGUCCGCGUAUCCAUAGGCCUGGUGCUGGUGUACGUGCCCAACGACACGGUCAGCGCCGUGGACUGCGCGGCGAUACGGGACGCGCAGGAGCGGCAUGCGCUGAUAAGUCCUAUACUGGUUUGCUGCCUGGGCCGUAUUUCCCUGAGGUGCAACGGCCACAUCCGGAGCUUGUGGUCGCAAAUACGCAAGGACGGACCGACCUACCUCAAAGUACAGAACAUGAAAGAAUACGACGCAUUCCCGUGGACUAUCGAGCUGGCGGACAUGUCGUGCUACACCCUGGAGCCUUCGCGGGAGACCGACAGCAAAAACGAAAAGAAACCCAAGGUGGUGCGCAAAACGAUCCUGGAGCUGGUGACGACGUCGGUGACGCUGUCGGUGGUGAGCAAGGCGCUGCAGGGGCGCCCUCCAGGCCCCAAGGAGGCCCACAAGGCCAGCAAGAAGAAGGCCGCCGCCUCGGCUUUUGAGGAGAGAAUAAAGUACUUUACAUCGGGUGGAGAGUUCAAGCCAACUUCACUGAAGGAAUUCGUUAGAGGGCCUUUAACACGGAAGAAGCCUGAACCGCAGAAGAAGCCGGUGGCGGAGGCUGCGGAGGCGGCGGCCGGGGGCUCCGGGCCCGUCGUGAGCAUCGGAGUGAACCUGCACGCGGACACGCCGCCCGUGCAGCUGCGCCUCGACAACCAACAGGUCAUAGUGGUGGGCGCGGCGAUGCACUGCGUGUCUCACGUGGUGUCGCUCGUGAGGCAGCUCACGACGAGGCCGGGCAAGCGGCCCGCGCCGCCGCCCGCGCGAGCCGGCCUUACUAGGUCCGUGGAGCGCGAGGAGCACACCCCGUCGGACGACCGCACCCCGAGCGAGUCCGAGCUCAUCGAGAUAUUCGAGUCUCCCUCCGUCAUGGAAGAAUCUCUCUACCAGGCACACAUAAAGCCGUCAACCUUCCUCUGGUGUCAGUGGGUGGUGUCCCGAGCCACUCUCGUGGUCUCCACGGCCACUGUCAAGCUGUCGACUGUCAUUGAGGAUAUCAUAGCAACUGUUGAUGUCCAGUCGCACUAUAAUCAGGUCAAGUUGAAGUUUGCGUCUGCGUCGAUCAAGCAUUAUGAGAGAGCUGACCCUGGGGCGGAGUGGAGGGCGGGCGCGCUGGGCGGGCGGGUGCUGGAGGCGCGCGAGCCCGCGGCGCCCACGGACGACACUCACUUCCUGUGUGUCACCGUCACGCAGGCGCAAAUAUCUACGUUGCCUGACAGCUGGAAGGAAGAGCUUCACCCGAAAUUACUACAAUCCAAAAACUCGGUAGACGUGAUGUGGGAGAUCUACAUGACGGUGGCCCCCCUAGAGGCGGUGCUGCAGCCGCGGCUGGCGCGCCACGCGGCGGUCAUCUGCCGCGAGCUGAUGCCGCGCAGCCGCUGCCGGCCGCAGGAGCCCGCCCAGACCAGCGCGCGACCCAGCCAGUUCCAGUGGCCCUACCUGUACGUGACGGCGGGGGGGCUGCGGCUUCUCGUACACGCCGACGGGGAGGGGGAGGGGGACGGGCUGGAGGAGGGGGAGGGGGGGGAUGACACCUUCGUGUUCUCGAUUGGAAAAAUAGAAAUCAAUCCGCAUCCAGAGAACCCAAUCUGCAGGCGGUGGGCGGGCGCGGCGGACAACGAGGGCGCGUGGAAUUCCGCAGGCGCCAUGGAGGGACGCCAAUAUGAGGUGUACGUGAAACACGCAUCUAUACACUCCGCGUCGCGUCGUCAGCUCGUCCAACAGGAGGAGUACCAAGCCCGUCUGCUGAAGGGCGCCGGCAGCGAGAAUCCCGCGGUGAAAUGGAACCAGCCGGCCGCCGCGCCCAUCACCACGCCCAUACUGCACAACAUAGAACUGAGCCUGAUCCUAGCGCCGGCGCUCUACACAGGCGAGUCACUCGCGUGCGGCGCCGCCGUGGAACUGAACCUGACCUCCGACUGUUCCUUGGACGUGGGGCUCCACCAAGUGGCCCUGUGCCGCGACCUCGCCGUGGCCUUCGCCGCCGCCACCAGCAAGAUCGAGAUUCCCCCGAAGGAGUCUGAGCUGAGCGUCUGCCGAUAUGAGAAGAUGGUGUCGAGCUUGCUCCCCUCCCCGCAUUUUGAGGAGGCGCAGGACGCGGCCAAGACCGCCGGGAAUACUGAAGCGACGGACUCGGGCGUGGACACGGCGGCGUCGUCGCGCCGCGGGGACUUCGCGCUGCGCAAGAGCGCCUCCUUCACCGCCGACGAACUGGACCCGGCUGACUACCUCGAAGUGUUCGUGACAAUGGGCGCGGUGGACGUGGCGGUGUACGCCUUUGACGACGGGGCCAGCCACGUGUUGCGCCCGCCCGAGCCCGAGCCACGCGCGGAGCCGCGCGCCGCAGAGGUGCCGCACGUGCGUAAACCCGGAGGGACCAUUCCGCUAUUCCACGUGACACUGCAACAGCCUAACAUGUACUACUGGAAGAAAAAAACGCAGAAGACUCUUCAGCUAUCCCUGUUCAACAUGGCGGUGGCGCUCGGCUCUCGCUCCUGGAAACUGGAGCUCAUCUCCACGGCCCGAGGAGCCGCCGACCCCGAGACCGACAUACCGCCCGCCGUGGCCACGCUCACCGCCAGCCCUGGCAGCACGGCCAUAUCGCGCGCGAGCAACCCGCUGGCCAGUCGAGGCACCAUGAGGCUGGACAUCGAGCGGCCCGUCACCCUGCACGUGUCUGAAGACAGGCUGCGGAGACUCAGGGCCAUUGGACAAGUGAUAAGCAAAAACCUAUGUGAGUCUGAAGUCUCAUAUAGUUUGGUACAAGACGUAGAAUCCGAUGAACCGUGGGCCUACAGGAUACGCAAUUUCAUGACAUCCCAAUCAAUCGAGUCUAUAACCGUGACGACGACGCAGCUAUCCUGCGUUGGCGCUGACGCGGCGGCGGGCUGCGAGCGAGUGUCUUUACAGGCGACUCUGGAGCGGCACCCGGCGCGGCUGGUGGCUCGGGCCGGGGCCCGGGUGCUGGUGGCCGCCGGGCCCGCCAGCGAGCCGCGCCGCCUGCUGCUGCACCCGCUGCUCCUGGGCACGGAACUAGUAUCGACGUGGGAGCCGUGGCGGCGGCGCGACGACGGCACCCACCCGAAGGACCCUAGUCUCCGGGUGUUGGUGGAGCUGGACCGGGUGACCCUGGACCUGAGGCCCGAGGACGUGGCCCUGGCCUGGAGACUGACCCGCCUGGUGCAGGGGGUGAUGAAGGAAGGGGAAGAGGACUGGAAGCCUGUGUCCACCCCGUCUGUCGCCAGCACGGACCUGCUGUCACAAGAGAGGGAGCAACAGCGUCGGCCGGAACCACCGUCCACGCCGUCAAACGACGAGCUUGGGGCGCAUUAUUACAAGGACGAUUUGAGGAGCGGCGCGUUCAAGAUAGUCUCCGGCAGCCAGCCGCCCAUGCCGUACCAGGUGGUGCUGGGCGCCACCACCGUCUCGUGGAGGUACCCCAACCCUCGCGCCGUCACCCGGGUGGUGGCUUAUCCGCUGCCGCAACAGGAGAAGGAGUUACCGUGUGUGCUGGAGCAACACUGCCCGAUGUUGAACGAAUGGCUUCCGGUAUCCCGCUUCCGCCUACCCAUCGCGGAGCCGCGCGAGAUCGACCUGUUCCUGCCCCCGCCAGACGCCAGGUUUGCAGAAAUGUGGAGGUUCAGAGCGGUGGACUCUGAGACGGAGGAGGAGCCGCCGCCGUUCGAGUUCAACCCGGAGAGGUUCGAGCCCAGAGGGGCGUCUGCUCUGAAACUAUCGGAGAGCCCGCGCCCCCGGCCCGUGUCCACGUCCACGGCGGAACAGCUGUCGUCGGCCGUGCGCAUAGACUCGUACUUCGCGCCCGCGCUGCUGCCCACUGUGCGCGCCGCCGUGCGCUUCACGUCGCUGGAGGCGUACGCGCAUAACACGCUGCCGAAGCUUACCAGUGAAUCGUCAGCGCAAGAAGGGUACUACGUGUCGAAGCCGCUCAUGAAGAGUCACCGGGUGCUGUCUCUGUCAGCGGCUGACACUUGCGUGCACGUGCAGGGGAACCCGGCCGCGGGGCUCCUUGUGGCAGCCACUGCCGACAUCUCGAGCGACAUCCUAGAGUGCGCGACCGGCACCCUAGAGCCCCUACUCCUGCCCACUCGCGUGCAAGUGGCGGCCUCCCGCGGCGCGGGGCCGGCCAGAGUGCGCGCCCGGGCCGGGGUGCUGCGCGCGCGAGUUGACGUCAUGCGCACGCGCACUGUGCGCAGUCUUGUGAAGGACUGGACGGAGAUGGUGAAGGAGAUGAGCUCCGAGCCCAACCAACCCCGGCAUCCAUCCGACCUGCCCCGCCGGUCGUCGGACACGCCCCCCCGCCGCGCCUCGUACCUCGCCCCCCCGCUCGCCGCCGCGUUGGACGGACGAGUGUGUCUCUGGAUACACAACUCAUGUGCCGUCCCAUUGAGGGUCACUCAGGAGGAUACGGAGCAGAUCGUGCCUAUUGGACCCGGAGUUAGCUUGGCUUAUAGAUGGCGGAACCCGAGUGCACCAAAAACGUUGAGGUUCGCCCUGGUCAGCCCCUCCACUGACUGGCAGUGGUCUAAUGAGCGUAUCCCGUUCACCCCCGGGUCCUACACGGCGAGGCUGCCCGGCGCGCGGGCGCCGCUGCACGUUCGCGUAGACUCGCGCGGGAUGCUCCUCGCCGGCAGCCUCGUGCUGGCCAAUGUGCUCAGGCACGCCAUGCUGUUUAAGAUCGUGUCCCGCACGGGCGGCGCCGCCGGCGGCUGGCAGGCCCUGUGCUCGGGCGAGCUGGAGCCGCUGAGCGUGGGCCGCUCCGUGCUCUGCGACCAGGCCGCCGAGAUGGCCAUCAAAAUCAAAUUCUUGAACCAAGGUGCCGGUUGGUCGGGAGAUAUACCUUUGAAAGAGUGUCCAAAGGAAAACGUCCCGUGGUUGGUCAAAGUUCCGAGCGCCGGGGAAGUUCCAUUCACAUGCGUUUGGUGCCGAGUGAGUCGCACGCGAGACACCCGCGUCGUCGCCUCUCUGUGGCCGCUGUACCUACUCACCUCGCACCUGCCGCUAGACACUAAUGUGCUAAUAAAGUCGGACACGGCCUGCCCGGGCGCACAGCCGGCGUCGGACGCCCCCCCACCGAUGGUGCAGAGCGUGGGGGGCCGCGGCGGCACCGCGCACCUGCAAGCGCCGGGGACCACCUCGGCCAAGCACAGCCUCACCUUCCAGUACAAAGACAUCGAGACUCCAGUGACCGCAGACCCCAUACCUCUCCACUACGGAGUCACCACGGUAUCAGUGUUCGACUCCCGGCCGGCACCGGUCCCGGCGGAACAGCUACUCGAGCAAAUCGAGCGAUGGCUGAACACAUCGCGACCGGAGCCCCCGUGGCCGUACUCCAUCGUGACGCGGCACUGGCCCGGCGAGUGGACCUCCUCGCUGCUGCAGCCCAGGAGCGACGUCAAUAUCCGCUACAACCCAGUGUCAGCGGGCGGCGGCUGCUCGCUCCAACUCAUCCUAUCUCCCGUGGUGAUGAUGUGCAACGCGAGCACGCUGAGCUACACGCUCCGCGCGCACGACGCGGCGCCGCUGUGCGCGCUGGGCGCCGGCAGCGUGGCCUGCGCGCCCACCGCCGUGCUGCAGCGUCCGUUCUUCCUGUCGGUGUGCGUGGGCGGGGACACGUACGUGAGCUCGCUAAUUCGAGUGGGGGCGGGCGGGCGGCGCGACCCCGCCGUGCUGGCGCCCAACCAGCCGUUAGCUACCGCCCUGUAUGCUGCUAUGACUGUAUCGCUACUAACGCUGUACUACGAAGUGAUUCACGACAUCAACAUCAUCGGCAUCAGUUCCACCUACGUGGUCAUCAACCGCCUGCCCUGUGAUGUGCUGGUGUAUCCUAUAGCUGUGCCCGAAUCAGAGAUGAAGGAAGAAGUAACGUUCACAUACAACUUGCAUAAGCGAAUAGCACCGGCCGAAGAUGACAGCCUGACGGGCACCCCAGUGAGCCGGUUCGCGGUGCACGGGCGCUGGCCCGGCGGCGCGCCCCCGCUGCGCGUGUACCUGGGCGCCGCCCUGCCCGCCGGCGAGGCGCCCGCCCACGCGCCCGUGCCGGUCAAGCUGGGCGGGCGGGACAGCCGCCGCGGGGUCGGCCUGAGGGACCGGGAUAAUAAAUAUAUGGCAGUGGUAAUAACGCAGCAGUGGCACGAGUCCCGCUGGCUGGUGACCGUGUCGCCGGACCCGUGCCCGCAGAUGUCGGUCCGCAACGACACGGCGCUCACGUUGCUGGUCGCGCAGCCGGCCGGCGACCCGCCGUAUGCCACCGUCGAUGAGGUGGUACCAGACUGCGAAGGCGUGUCCCACUACUGCGUGGUCGAACCCGGGACCACGGUGUACUACUCCACGCCCCGCUUCGUGUCCCGCUACCCGCCCGCGGAGGGCGUCCCACGGGACCCCGUCGAGUUCAUCACUAUAGGGACCUACUGUCAGGAGGAGCCUGAGGAUGGUGCCGAGCCUCCCCCGCCGACUAUCAGAUGGAGUCCAGGCGCGGCGCUGUCGCCGGGGUCGCAGCUGCUGUCCGUGUGUCCCUCCGCCACGGUCAAGCUGCAGGUCACCGCGCGCCCGCCGCGCCUGCGCCUGCUGCCCGUCACCCAGGAUGACAUAUCGGCCAGUGAUAUCAGAAAACGUCUGCUGGGCCCGUUCUCUUCCGAAGAGGAGACUCAGCUGAAGGCAUUUGUCACUCCUAAAGCUUUGGAUUUAACCAGACUACAAAGCAAAAGUAUGUUGUCUGUCCCAGAGCCUGGUCAGGAGAAACUUAAAGAAGAUGAUACUGGUGGUCCGAAACGUCCGAGUAUUAAAAAUCCCGUAAACGUCGAUGAAAAAAUAUUAAAAGAUCUAAAAUUCGUUAUAGAAACCGAUGAAAAAAUUAAACAUCAUGACGAAGAUAUGAAUGACGGGACCAGUGUGGUCUCCUUGAAAGAGAAAGUUUCCAGCGAUCCAAACCUGUUCUCCAAUAUCGAAUCAGAGCUGGGCACGCCGGACUGGUGUAGCUCGGAGCGCUUGGUGGCGUCUCUCGAUGGCGUGGUGCUGGAGAUAGGCCCCGCCGGCGCCGCGCGCUGGCUCCUCGCCGCGCACCUCGGCGCCACCGGCGUGGCCGUCACCACCGACAACCAGGGCAUAUCAACGAAACUCUCCAUCUCCGAGCUCCAACUAGACAACCUGCGCUACGACACGGGUCAGUUUGACUUCCCGGUGGUGGUGAGCUCGCACCCGGCGCCGCUGGGGGUCGAACCCUGGCCCCCGCUCGCCGGCAUGCUCAAUGAGAGGCAGCCGCCCGCCGACGCUCACAUUGAGGUCAAGUUGAGGCACGACCGGUGGACCGAUGGCGGGAAACAGUUUACUGAGCUAACCGAGCUAGACGUAAAACUGGGCCACCUAGCCCUAUACAUCGAGGACGCGUUCGUGCAGGCGAUAUUAGAGCUGGUGCGGUGCGCCACGGACCGUGUCGCCGCGGACGCCGGCCGUGUCGACGACGGCGCGGCGGCCGAGGCGCGCGCGUUGCGGGCCCCGCUGCGCCUGCGCACGCUCUGCAUACAUCCGCUGGAUCUGACGCUGACGUUGCAUACUGCUGUCCGCAUGUACAUAGCCCUGGACCAGAGCCCUCUUCGACUCGGCGCGUUCAAACUGAGCGACAUGAUGACGAGUCCCGAGCGACUCACGCACGCGCUCACAGUGCACUACCUCGCCGCCGCCGUGCUGGCUGCAGGCUGGGUGGUAGGCGGGCUCGAGCUGCUGGGGGCUCCGGGCGCCGUUGCCGCGCGGGUCGGCGGCGCGACGGGCGGCGUGCGCGGCGUGGCGGCGGCGGCGGCGGCGGCGCUACUCCACUCGCUCAGCGCAUGCGCGGGCUCGCUGGCUCGCAACCUGGAUUUACUAGCUGGUGAUGAUGAACACAGCCAGAGGGCCGCUGAAGCCAGGAGAAGGGUGCCGGCGAGCUUUGUCGCGGGGUUGAUGACCGGGAUCACGAAUUUUGCGAUCAAUAUUUUGGGCGCAGUAGGCGGGCUCGCCCACCACCCCAUCGUGGGGGUAGGAACAUCCGCGCACGGCACGCCGGCGGCGCUGCGGCGCGGGCUGCUGGGCGCGCUGGCCAAGCCGCUGGCCGCCACCGCCGACCUGGUGGCGCUGGCCGGCCACGGGCUGCUGAGCCAGGCCGGCUGGACGCAGCUAGCCACGCAGCGGCCGCUGCCCCCGCUGCCCCCGCCGCGCGCGGGCUGGGCGCGCGACUGCGUGCGCUGGCGGUUCCGCCUGGCGGAGCUGCAGCCGCUGUGCGGCUUCGACGCCAGGGUCCACACCGAGCCCGUGCUGCUGCUGCUCACGCACAAGUACCUGGUGAUAGCGGACCCCGAGUCGGAGCGCAUCGUGGAGAUGAUCGAGUUCCGCCACGUGGCGCUGGGCGCCUACGACGGACCCGUCAUCGAGCUGUACGUGGCGCAGAGUCGGCCCAACAAGGUGGUGGUGUCCGACGAGCACGAGACCGAGAACCAGGAGGUAUCCGAGGCGGCCGCUGCCCGCGUGGCGCGCUACGCCGGCGCGGUGUGCCCGGGGACGCGGCGCGUGCUCGCCCUGCACCCCGCGUCCCCUGCGUCCCCCGCGCCCCCAGCCCCCGCGGCCCCCGCGCGCCGCGCCGCCGCGCUGCACGCCGCGCUCUCGGCGCUCGUGCGGCACAACUCCGACACGCACGUGCCCCUCCUGUAGCCCGCCCCCGCGCCCCCCGCCCCCGCCCCCGCGGCCCCCGCCCCCAGCUCCACGGACACCAGCUACAGCACCACCAGCUUCACCACCAACAUCGGCGUGCGGGUCGGGUACGCGCACAGUGCGCACAUCUAGGACAUUGCUGUAACCACUGAGGACUCUACAGCUUCAUAUUGCACAAAAGACCAAAGGUCAAAUUAAUGCAUGAUGACAAGCAAUGGCGACACGUCAUUUUGAUUUUCGACCAAUGUAUUGGUUGAUAUCAAACUUCAGCUUGACCUUUUGUCUUUUGUAAUAUGAAAUAAAGUGUAGUUAGGUACGAUACAUAAUUAUUACGAAGAUAUGUACUCACUUA